Melitaea cinxia (Glanville fritillary) is the source of this 1717-nucleotide messenger RNA. Its product is annotated as ubiquitin-like protein 7. The transcript is spliced from 8 exons. Gene Ontology annotation, cellular component: cytosol. Bases 276 to 1412 code for a protein of 378 amino acids. Lineage: Eukaryota; Metazoa; Arthropoda; Insecta; Lepidoptera; Nymphalidae. The record is from RefSeq and is a predicted model, not a curated record. Gene Ontology annotation, molecular function: polyubiquitin modification-dependent protein binding. Gene Ontology annotation, biological process: ubiquitin-dependent protein catabolic process.
AUGUUUACUCUGCUUGUUAUGGUUUGUCAUUGUUGAAUUUGUUGACGUUUUUAAUAUUUCGAUUUUCGUUGUUAUUUAACCGUGAAACUGCAAAUUUUGUUCACAACUAAAAGCCAUUAAACCAAUCAAUCAAUCAAUCAGCAAAUUUUGUAGAAAAAGAAAUAUUUUGUUCAAAAUUUGUUUGAAUUUGAUUCUUUGAAAUAUUCGUUUUAAAACGUUUUGUGUUAAAGUAUAGAAUCUCACUCAAUAUAUUUAUAACAAGAAAAAAAAUUACAAUGGAAUCUGUUGAAAAUCAGCAAUGUGUGUUUUUGGGUAUAAAAGUAAAACCUGGACCGAUGGUACGCCACAAAAUUGAAAAUUUUACCCUCGAUAACACAGUAGACCGAUUAAAAAACGAGGCCGAAAAGAAAACUAAUUUACCAUCUGAAUCACUAGAAUUAAUACACCAUGGAAAAAUAUUAAAAGACUCGGCCACACUUUCUGAUUGUGGUGUUAAAAGCGGUGAAAUGGUUCACGUAUUUAAGAAAAAACUCCAGGCACCUCCUUUUCCCAAACCAACAUACACCGACGCAGAGCUUUUGCAACUUAUUGCUUCACUUCGCACUUUAGGCUGCACACCCAAUGCACCAGGAUGGACGAAAGCAAUGCAGUUAUUAAAUGAUCCAGUUGCAAUGGCUGAAAUAAUAGACCACGCGCCGUCCUUAGCGGAAGAUUGCAUGACUAUAUCAAUACUUCACGAGGUCGAGCUCCUAGCUGCUCUAGGAGCAAAUAUUCAAACAAUGCGACGUGGUGCUGAAGCACAUCCAGAUUUACCUAAUGCCUUGCGACACUUAAUGCGUCUAGUACGAUCUCGUUCAAAUACAACUACAUCUGACAAUGCGCCAACAUCGGGCUUUGCUUAUUCUUUGGAAGCACUGUCUGAAGAUGAAGAUGUUGAUGAGGAGGAGACAGAGGAGGUUGAAAAUAGGACUCCCAUUACACAGGAACAAUUUACUGCAGCUUUACAGGCAGCAACGCAGGCGGCGGCGCUUCCGUCUAGCAGUAGCUCUACAGUGCCUGGCCUGUCUGGGCAACAGCUGCUCAGCUUACUGCAAACAACACCCAGCAACACUAACAAUGAUUCGGGGGGCCCUAUCACGAGUGCCAUCGGCAAUGCCAUUACGGACGAGAUGAUUAGUGAAGCCAUUACUGAAGCCCUGACGAGGGUUAUGCCCGAGGCCUCGACUGACCAAUCUGCAGCUUCGUCCUCCUUCAAUCCUGUCACAGACGAAGAUUAUACAACGCAACUGCAACGAAUGAACGAAAUGGGUCUUUUGAACGAUGCACUAAACGUACGUGCUUUGAUCAUAAGUGGAGGUGAUGUGAAUGCUGCUAUUAAUUUAAUUAUCAAUGGACUUAUUGAAGAUGAUUAAACAUUUCAAUAAAAGAAAUAAAACAAGGAACUAGUAUAUAGGAAGUUCGAAAAUGCAGGUUUAAUCAUGAAGAGUACAGAAAAAGAGAAAAAAAAAUUGCAUUUCUUUUUAUUUAUAUAACAAAAAUUGCCAAUUAAAUUCAUAACUUUAUGUUUUCGAUGUGCACUAUAUAUUCAAUUAUUAACUAAAAGAUUCUAAAAUUAUUAUUAUAAGAUUUUGUUGUGUUUCCUAAAGAUAUGAGACUUAGAAAUGGACAUAAAAGAAAACAAAAAAUAUGGUUUUUGUUGAAACUAGGAAUGUUUCUG